Myxozyma melibiosi is the source of this 1005-nucleotide messenger RNA. Its product is annotated as vesicle transport v-SNARE protein N-terminus-domain-containing protein. NCBI's taxonomy places the organism in Eukaryota, Fungi, Ascomycota, Lipomycetes, Lipomycetales, Lipomycetaceae. Gene Ontology annotation, molecular function: SNARE binding; SNAP receptor activity. The transcript is spliced from 3 exons. The coding region runs from base 83 to 775 and encodes 230 amino acids. Gene Ontology annotation, cellular component: ER to Golgi transport vesicle membrane; endoplasmic reticulum membrane; SNARE complex. The record is from RefSeq and is a predicted model, not a curated record. Gene Ontology annotation, biological process: Golgi to vacuole transport; vesicle fusion with Golgi apparatus; intra-Golgi vesicle-mediated transport.
UAGAACGUAGGCUCGCAGAAUUCCACUGACAUCAUCAUCUUGACCGAUUGUCAGUUUCUCUUUACUUGCACCUACAACAACUAUGGACGGAGGAUCGGAAUUAUUUGCCUCUUAUGAGGCUGAUUUUAGACUGGCGUAUGCUGAAAUCACACAAAAGAUUGAUCAGAUUCCAGAUUUAGCUGCUGAACCACGGAAGGCAUCUAUUCGGGCUGCUGAGCGUGCUAUUGAUGAGGCCGACGAAAUCAUGGGUCAAAUGACCAUCGAGCUGCAAAAUAUCUCCUCUGGUCAGCGAGCAAAACUGAACGCCCGCCUGCGCAACUACCGAGCCGAACUCGACACCGCCAAGCGUGAUCUCCGCCGUGCGACCGAGCAAGCAGAUCGGAAAGAGCUCUUCGGCGCCCGCGCGCGAGCAUCCGGCGGCGCCACUCUGUCUGCCGACGACAUGUCGCAGGACCAGCGCCAGCAACUUCUCUCCGGCACCGACCGACUCGAGAACUCGUCGCAGCGUCUGCGCGACUCUCAGCGCGUGGCUAAUGAGACCGAGACGAUCGGCGCCAGCAUCUUGACCGAUCUCCGCGGCCAGCGAGAACAGAUCAUCAACUCUCGCAACGUACUCAUGACUGCUGACGGCCAUGUUGAUAAGAGUGUCAGAACCCUACGAGGCAUGGCUCGACGGAUGAUCACAAACAGAAUCAUCACCGUCGGUAUCGUCGUCCUGCUCAUCCUCAUUAUCGCCGCCAUUCUCAUGGGCCGCUUUAUCCCUCGUCGCAGGUAGAAAACUACUACCUGUUCCCGUUGUAUCCUCUACUUCCAUACUCUUUAUCAGUGCUCCAAAGCAUAUUAGGUUGUGACCUUGGUUACGGUGUCGGUUUAUCUGUUUUGUUUCAAUUUUGUGCCGCAAUAUUUUUGUAUUCAAAUCUUGUCUUCUCUUUAGAUGUGUGUUGGGGUGUUUGUUGUUUGUAGGGUAGUCAAUAAAUUAAUUUUCCCAUCCAAGUUUAUCCAUUU